Molecule: messenger RNA, 1147 nt
Organism: Zophobas morio
Lineage: Eukaryota; Metazoa; Arthropoda; Insecta; Coleoptera; Tenebrionidae
Exons: 3
Coding region: 169-1035 (288 amino acids)
Source: RefSeq, a predicted model, not a curated record
UGAAGAUACGACGUUGGCCACGGUUCAAGUUUGGUGCCAGUGCUAAGAAGACACUCACGUCGAGCGCACUUGCAAACGUGUUAGUACUAGUGAGAGUACUCUGAGAAGUCUGAUUGUUACUGCUACGAGAAGACAAAUCGAUUCUCACAUUGGGUGUUAAUAGUGCAAAUGUACCUGCAGAUGUGGAUGCUCUUCCUGUGGGCUCUUAGUUUUACUGACCUCGUGGUGUCUAUUGUGGCUGAAGACACGGCAUCCCUUGUAGAUGCGCCCGAUCUUCCCGGCAGACAGAACGACAAAUUUUCAACAGCCGAAUACCCAUACGUUCGCGGAAAUGGAAACAAUCUCAGUUACGACGACGACGACCGUCUGCCAUAUUCUCGGCGCUGUUCAGAGCGCCUCGAAAACGCGUUGGAUCAAAUUCGUCGACGGCAGAUCGCGAAGCAGAAGACCCUCCAUCUUAAUGGGUAUUCCUUGCAUCAGCAGCUCCGAUCUGCGCCCUACGACAUGUACGUAACCGACAUGCGGGUUCGACUGCCCACAUCCAACAGCUGGGUUAGAGUGGAUCGGUGCAGGUUCAAUCCUCGCAAUUCCACUCUGGAGACCCGCUUACUGUUCAAUGAUCUCACAAUCAGCGGCAAAGUGAAUUUGUUCAACGGCGACAUGCUACAGAGAGCGCCCAUUGAUCCUAAUCCGGAGGAUUCUUGCAGCAUGAUUCUGAGGCUGAGGAGGGCGGGCAUUGGAUUUCACACCGAGCCUAUUCGAAGAGAAAGGGGCCAAUUUAACGUGAAAACAGAUUCACAUUUCCUUGAACCUGGAUUUAUAAGUGUGUACGCGUAUGGGUGUGAACCGAGACUUCGAGAACAUCGUCGUGGAUUCAGGGAUGAGGAAGAAAAUGAGGAAAUGUCAAGAGAGAUGGAAGACAUUUUUCUUAAAGGAAUAAGAUCUUUACUCACUUCAUACAUGCAGAAAGAACUACAACCAGCCAUCAAAGAAACACUGAUGAGAAACAUGGGCUACACUAUAUCAUAUGGUUAAAUAUUUGUCAGUUAAUAUUUAUUGUAUAAAUUUGUAUAGUUUAAACCUUUAAGUUACUGUAUGUCUUGUUGUUUUUCUUCAUUGAUAAAUUAAAGUUUCUUUUAAAACUUUA